Scheffersomyces coipomensis is the source of this 1394-nucleotide messenger RNA. RefSeq names its product 3-keto-steroid reductase (gene ERG27). The transcript has a single exon. Lineage: Eukaryota; Fungi; Ascomycota; Pichiomycetes; Serinales; Debaryomycetaceae. Gene Ontology annotation, biological process: ergosterol biosynthetic process. Gene Ontology annotation, molecular function: 3-beta-hydroxysteroid 3-dehydrogenase (NADP+) activity. The coding region runs from base 124 to 1200 and encodes 358 amino acids. Gene Ontology annotation, cellular component: lipid droplet; mitochondrial outer membrane; endoplasmic reticulum membrane. The record is from RefSeq and is a predicted model, not a curated record.
UUCAAAAUUCUGCAAAAUGAUUUUAACCACCACCACCACCACCACCAACCAAACUAUAACUAUCAUCAUCAACCACAACAACUUAUCAAGUGUCAUUGGUUUACAUUGGAUAGUCAAUUCAGAAUGUCACUUAUUAAAGAUGCUAAAGUCGCAGUUAUAACUGGUACAACCUCCAAUCUUGGUAUAAACAUUGCCUAUCGAUUAUUAGAACAAUUACCACCUCAUGAAAAUAUAACUUUAAUUGUAACUUCUCGAACUUUACCUAAAGUUAAGGAAGUCAUAACUACUAUAAAACAAUAUGCUGAUACUAAAUUACCUGAAAGGAGAACGGGUGAUUUGGAAUUCGAUUAUUUGUUGGUCGAUUUCACUAAUAUGAUAUCGGUAUUAACUGCCUAUUAUGAUUUAAAUAAGAAAUAUAACCAUAUUGAUUAUUUCUUUGUUAAUGCAGCUCAAGGUGUCUAUAGUGGUCUUGAUUGGAUUGGAGCCACUAAACAAAUCUUAACUAAUCCUUUGGAUGGAGUUACUAAUCCAACUUAUAAGAUUCAAGAAGUGGGGAAGAAAUCGAAAGAUGGUUUAGGACUUGUUUUCCAAGCUAAUGUAUUUGGACCAUAUUAUUUAAUUCAUAAGAUUAAACAUUUAUUAUCGGGGGGUGGGAGAGUUAUUUGGAUAUCUUCUAUAAUGUCAGCUCCUAAAUAUUUAUCAUUUAAUGAUUUACAAUUGAUUAAAUCUCCGGAAUCAUAUGAAGGAUCGAAAAGAUUGAUUGAUUUGAUGCAUAUUGGGACUUAUAAAUCAUUGAAAUCAAACCAUGAUAUAGUACAAUAUCUUGUUCAUCCUGGUAUUUUCACUAGUUUUUCAUUCUUUCAAUAUUUGAAUGUGUUUACUUAUUAUGGUAUGUUAUUUCUUUUUUAUGUAGCAAGAUGGUUAGGAUCACCUUAUCAUAAUAUCUCAGGGUAUAUUGCUGCUAAUGCUCCUGUUAAAGCUGCUUUAAGUGGAGAUAAAAAGAAGAAAAAGGAUAAGUAUAGUGGACUUGAUCAAGAUGUUAAAAUUGGAUCUAUAAGUGAUAAACGAGGUAAAGAAUCAUUAGAAUUUAAAGAAAUUGAUGGUACAGGUAAUGAAGAUGUUGUGGCUUAUUUAGAAGAUCUUUGUCAAGCAUGGGAUGAAAAGUUAAAGAAUCAAAUUGUGAAUACUCGUCAACCAUGAAUGUUUAUAGUAUAAUAUCAAUUAAAAGUAAUGUAUGUUAAUUUGAAGUAUACCGGCUGCGAAAAGUAGAAGACGUGUCUAUUAUCAUCAAUUUAUAAGGUAAUUCUCCUAUUUAAAGUUGUAACCUUGUAAGAUUACUCUUUUAAACCGAUAUAUCAUCUUAAGUACCAUACUAUACUAGGAAAAAUGUAUAU